This is a messenger RNA of Lottia gigantea (owl limpet), 1248 nucleotides long. RefSeq lists its product as hypothetical. Lineage: Eukaryota; Metazoa; Mollusca; Gastropoda; Lottiidae. The coding region runs from base 51 to 953 and encodes 300 amino acids. The transcript has 6 exons. The record is from RefSeq and is a predicted model, not a curated record. Gene Ontology annotation, molecular function: protein-L-histidine N-pros-methyltransferase activity.
UUUCGAUCUGCCCUUAUUUUAUCAAAGAAAGUAGGUGCCUUUCUGAUGACAUGGGAGAAUGGACUAGGACAAGGCUCUGUUCACCUUUGGCAAGAACUGUUUACAACAAAUUGAUAGAUGAUCAACGACACAGAGUGGACAAUCAUCGAUAUUGGUAUGAAUUCGAUGUAAAGAUGUUACCAGAAUAUCUUUGUGAUAGAUUUGUUCCAAGUCACCAAGACAACGAAACUAGUUUAUUCCUUGAAAACUGCUAUGAUAAGUCAGACUGGAUAUUUUCUCAGUUAUAUUUCUCAAUGGCCAGAGCAGUUUUGAGUUGGUUUAUGUCUCCAACAUCUAUAAAUGGUUGGUUAGACAGAGGUUCCAUGUUUGUAUUUUCUGUUGAUCAGAUAAAGGCUCUGUUAUCGAUACCAGAGGGAUGGAAAGCUGAAAACUUUAUUGAUUUAGGAGCUGGUGAUGGAAAAGUUACUCAGAAGUUUGGUCAUUUUUUUGAAAAUAUCUAUGCUACUGAAGCUUCUUCUGUUAUGGUAAAAAGAUUAGAAGAAAAAAAUUUCAAGGUGCUAGAUAUAGACUCUUGGAAUAAUGGUACUAUUAUAUAUGAUUUGAUUGGUUGUUUAAAUUUGUUAGAUAGAUGUGAUAAACCUAUUUCUAUUCUUCAUUCUAUAAGAAAAUCUUUAAGAAAGAGUAGUGGUAGGGCUAUUGUAGCUGUAGUUUUACCGUAUACACCAUAUGUUGAGUUUGAGUCUUCAAAUCACAAACCAACUGAAAGUGUUAUUAUUAGUGGCAAUAGUUUUGAAGAACAGACAAUAAAUUUGAUAAAAACUAUGUUUGAACCAGCAGGGUUUGAAGUUGAAAAGCUCACAAGAUUACCAUAUAUAUGUGAAGGUGACAUUCAUAAAUCAUUUUAUGUUUUAAGUGAUGCUGUUUUUGUGUUAAAACUUAAAGAAGAAGGCUGAUAUUGUGAUAAAGCAUUGAAGUAUUCUUUAAUUCUAUGCAUAAUGAUAUUUCUGUAUUCUUUUUAUGAUAUUAGAUGCCAUUCAAUGUGGUUUCUGGGACCCAAUUGAUGUAUUCUUUUGGAUAUGUACAAUGUCUAUUUUUUGUAUUGCUUUAUUUUUCUUGACCCAUAUUACAUGUUAUAUCCCUCAUCCAGAAUUUAGUCUUCCACAUUAAAAAUGUGUAAAUGACAUUAUUUUUGAUAUGGAUAAUGUUUUUGAUUUUGCCUUUAUUUAAAUUCAUAAAAGCAUUUAACCC